AGGACUUGGUUAACAAUAACAAAUUCGAAGACUUGGUUUCAGGCGUCUGCCUCUCUGUUUGACCAACAAUUCGUUUUCAGGCACACACCGAGCAUGUACCCCAUUUCCCCGGCAAGCACUGGUUUCCGAAGUCCGUAUCCCACGAGUUUGCCCAUCACAAGUUCUAGUUUACCAAGUGAUCUCUACCGGUUUUCGCCGACGGGCCUGAUGCCACCUCAUCCUGGAUUAAGUCCGCACGCACACGCGUUGGCGUCCCACGCACUGGUUUCCUCGGCGCCGAAGACGGAUCAUUCCACCCUGGAUCACAAUCACAGGUUCGUUUUUCCGCCGACAUUUCAGCGACACCUGGACCCCUUUCGACGAAUCGACCGACACGACUCAUUCAGUAACUCCAUCGCCCUUCUCCCCAUCCAUUCCUUUCCCUCGGUCACGUCCCGACAUAAAUAUCGACCCGCCGCCCCCAGAACGAGCACAGCUCCGAAAUCGUUACCUUCGAUUGAUCGAAAAGGUAUUUCCAACCGAUCGAUUCGAUCGAUAAUCAUUGGCCGGAAUAUACACACGUGUUCUUCGAGGAAGAAUCAACCGAGGAGGUUAUCCAGUCGAUAA
This is a messenger RNA of Apis florea (little honeybee), 606 nucleotides long. RefSeq lists its product as uncharacterized. Gene Ontology annotation, molecular function: RNA polymerase II cis-regulatory region sequence-specific DNA binding; DNA-binding transcription factor activity, RNA polymerase II-specific. NCBI's taxonomy places the organism in Eukaryota, Metazoa, Arthropoda, Insecta, Hymenoptera, Apidae. Gene Ontology annotation, cellular component: beta-catenin-TCF complex; chromatin. Gene Ontology annotation, biological process: regulation of transcription by RNA polymerase II; canonical Wnt signaling pathway. The record is from RefSeq and is a predicted model, not a curated record.